This is a messenger RNA of Nelumbo nucifera (sacred lotus), 4604 nucleotides long. Its product is annotated as phosphatidylinositol deacylase. Gene Ontology annotation, molecular function: hydrolase activity, acting on ester bonds. Lineage: Eukaryota; Viridiplantae; Streptophyta; Magnoliopsida; Proteales; Nelumbonaceae. The record is from RefSeq and is a predicted model, not a curated record.
AUUACUUCUGGUCUUCUCGUUUCUGCCGGGAUUCAGCGUUCUGUCUCCUUUUUAUAUGUCGAAAACAAUAGGCUACCGGUUCUGUAUCCCUCAUCAUCUGAACGAGCUUGAGAUCCAUUGAUUUCAUCGUAAAUAAAGCUGGUUGGAUCCUAACGAGCGUUUUUGCUUGAUCUAAAAUUGAAAUUCUCCGUCAAAUUAGUUUGUAACACAGUCGGCUCAACUUCAGAUCCCGCCAACGGUUUGCAGAGAUUUUUGUUGAUUGUCAAGUAGGUGGGAAGGAUAGAGUUUCUUUGAGGCCGAGGCCAUUUGGUCGAUUUGGAACUGCUGCUCGACUCUGAAAGAGCUUGGGUUAAGGAGGAUUUUGAUCGAGGUUCAGUGUAUUUUUGCCGUAAAUGUUCCAGAUGUGAUCGUACGUAGGCUGUGCAUCGACUGCUUGUAGGAAGAUUUCAUUUUUCAAGUUCCAUGUUCAAUUCAAUAAUCGGGGCUGGAGGUGUUCGUUCAUUUGGUUCUUUGAAUCUGUAAAUUAGGCUGUUCAGCGUUUACGGGGUUUGUCAUUCAAUCUAGUAUUUGGAAUUCUACUGUCCAAUGAUCUCGACGUUUUCCCAAAUCGUACUGGAUUUGCUGUUAUACGCUUAUUGAUUUGAAGACAAGUAAACUAAAGAGGAAAUACUCGUUUUUGCUAAGCGAGAGCUCUGCGGUGCAAGUUGGAUUCGACAAUGCAGGGUUUUAAAGCUAAUUGUAGAGUUGCAAUCGUGGUUAUUCUUUCGGUAUGUCUUGGUCUUGCUGCUCUGUACGGGCUAUUAAAACCCGUUCCAAAUGGUUGUAUCAUGACAUACAUGUAUCCUACAUAUAUUCCCAUUUCUACACCAGAGAAUGUCUCCUCUGCAAAAUACGGCUUGUUCUUGUACCAUGAAGGAUGGAAAAAGAUUGAUUACACGGAGCAUCUAAAGAAGCUCAAUGGUGUUCCCGUGCUUUUCAUCCCGGGCAAUGGUGGUAGCUACAAACAGGUACGCUCCUUGGCAGCAGAAUCUGAUAGGGCAUAUCAAGGAGGUCCACUUGAGCGUAUGUUUUAUCAGGAUGCUUUUCUCACUCCUGAGGAGGGAGGGGGGAAUAUGGAUGUGGAUGGAUUUAAAGUACCAAAUCAGUACACUUACAUGUUGGACUGGUUUGCUGUGGAUCUUGAGGGGGAACACUCUGCGAUGGAUGGCCGGAUUCUUGAAGAACAUACUGACUAUGUUGUAUAUGCUAUUCAUAGGGUUUUAGAUCAAUAUAAAGAAUCUCGUGAUGCCCGGUUGAAAGAAGGUGCAGAAAGCUCUCGAAGUUUGCCUAGAAGUGUCAUAUUGGUUGGACACUCCAUGGGUGGUUUUGUUGCCAGAGCUGCAGUUGUCCACCCAAAUUUGAGGAAGUCAGCCAUUGAAACUGUAGUAACUCUUUCAAGCCCACAUCAGUCCCCUCCUGUGGCAUUGCAACCAUCCUUAGGUCAUUACUUCUCACGUGUAAAUGAAGAUUGGAGGAAGGGAUAUGAGGUCCAAACCACCAACACAGGUCGCUUGGUUUCUAGUCCAACACUAUCUCAUGUUGCUGUUAUCUCCAUUUCUGGCGGCAUCCGUGAUUAUCAGGUUCGGUCAAAGUUGGAAACCCUUGAUGGUAUCGUGCCCCCAACUCAUGGCUUUAUGAUAGGGAGCUCAAGUAUGAAGAAUGUGUGGGUUUCAAUGGAACACCAGGCAAUUUUAUGGUGUAAUCAAUUAGUUGUACAGGUGUCCCAUACUCUUCUUAGCUUGAUAGAUUCCGAAACGGGUUAUCCUUUUCAUAGCACAGGAAAAAGACUAGCUGUAUUCACCAAAAUGCUUCGAAGUGGAAUACCACAGAGUUUUAAAUGGGUGGGGCAGUUACAACCAUCUAAGAUUUCGACAAGUGAAAAUGGAAAAAUUGCUUCAGAAUCUUCUGUACAGAAGCCUUGCCCCCGAUAUGUUCAUUGGAGUGAUGAUACCCUUGAGAGGGACCUGUACAUUCAGACUAAUACUGUUUCUGUUUUAGCAAUGGAUGGUAGAAGGCGGUGGAUGGACAUACAUAAACUGGGGUCAAAUGGAAAAAGCCAUUUUAUGUUUGUUACAAAUCUUGCUCCAUGUUCUGGUGUUAGACUUCAUCUCUGGCCUGAGAAGGGAAAAAGUGCUUCUGACGUGCCACCAAGUGAAAGAGUUUUAGAGGUGACAUCCAAGAUGGUGAAUAUUCCUGCAGGACCAGCACCAAGGCAGAUUGAACCAGGUAGCCAAACUGAACAAGCACCUCCAUCUGCUGUAUUUUGGUUAGGUCCUGAGGAUAUGCGUGGUUUCAGAUUCCUGACCAUCUCAGUUGCACCUCGUCCGACUGUCUCAGGUAGGCCCCCGCCAGCAGCUUCAAUGGGAGUUGGACAGUUCUUUAAUCCAGAGGAAGGGGAGAUAGAAUUCUCUCCUUUGUCAUUGCUACUUUCACCUUAUGCUCAAGAGGAAAUACUAUUGAAGGAGGAUCAUCCUCUUGUGUUGAAUCUAUCGUUCUCUAUAAGCUUAGGCCUUUUGCCUAUUACUUUGUCUGUAAAAACAGCAGGCUGUGGAAUCAAAAAUUCUGGGCUCCCUGUUGAAGAAGCUGGAGAUGUGGAGCAUAGCAGGCUUUGCAAACUGCGUUGUUUCCCACCUGUUGCCAUUGCUUGGGAUACUAUAUCAGGCCUUCAAAUAAUUCCAAAUUUGUAUUCUGAAACAAUUAUGGUUGAUUCUGCACCAGCACUUUGGGAUUCAACUCAAGGGUCAGAUAAGACCACACUUUUGUUACUGGUAGAUCCACAUUGCUCGUAUAAGAUUAGUGCUAUUGUCUCUGUCACUGCUGCUGCCAGUAGAUUUUUUCUCUUAUACUGUUCACAGAUAAUUGGUUUCUCCUUAGCGGUCAUCUUAUUUGCUUUGAUGCGACAAGCACGUGCUUGGGAGCUUGAUCUGCCUCUACCUUCCAUGCUGGCAGCUGUGGAAUCCAAUUUGAGAAUGCCUCUGCCAUAUCUCCUUCUAUCUGUAGUACCCAUUUUGGUGUCUUUGGUCCUUUCUUUGCUAACAUCCCAGAAAUUUCCUCCACUUGCCAGCUUCAUUAUCAUUUCCAUAGUUUGCUAUUCAUUUGCAAAUGGAUCGGUGAUUGUUCUGAUUUUGAUCACCCAAUUCAUCUUCUAUGUGGCUGCUAUUGUACAUGUUUUCAUCAAGACACGGUGGCAAUUGUGGGAGGAAAAGUUACGCUUCAUCCAUUGGUUCCUUGAUCUUUUCUCCAGUUUGUUUUCAUUUAAGGCACUAAGGAUUCUCAGAGGCAAUUCAACUUUUGUUAUAGCAUUUGUAGCAGUUAUUUUGGUGUGUUUUGUUCAUCCAGCGUUAGGUCUCUUUAUACUGCUGCUAUCUCAUUCUUUAUGCUGUCAUACUGCUCUCUGCAGUUUUUUGGCGGCUUCAUUUCGCAGUCAUGCAUGGAAAAAGGAGUUAGUUGAUUGCAAACGGGAGGGUGAGGAUGGAUCUGAUGAGUCCAAAUUCAAAUCUGGUGGUGGAUUCAAUCAAAUUCUUCCUGUGGAUGAAAAUUGUCCUAAUACCCCGAAUUCAGGGAAAAGCUUUUCUGACACACAAUUGGAAAUGUUUCAUUACCGCCAUGGCAUGCUAAUAUUGCAUCUUCUUGCGGCUUUCAUGUUCUUUCCAUCACUUGUAGCUUGGUUGCAGAGAAUUGGGAUGGGUGAAAGCUUUCCAUGGUUCAUAGACUCUGCUCUUUGCAUUGGUGUCAUUCUACAUGGGCUUUGUGGCUCAAAGCCUGGAGUGAACUCCCUUUCAUUCCCAUUCCUUCAUUUGUUUGGUCCGGACAUUGGUCUGAGCUUUGUGUAUCUGCUCGCUGGGUAUUAUUGCUACAUUUCUGGCCUUGAGUUGGCUCCUUACAGAGCAUUUUAUGCCAUGGCUGCUGUUGGUGUGRUUCUUUUUGCUUUGAGGGUCAUUGAGAGGAAGGGCUUUUCCUCAGAUAGCUAUUUUGGCAACCGAAAGCACUCUCACAAACAUUGAGGAAGCUUUCCUUCAGAUAGCUAUGCACACUGAAGAACAGAAGUGGGUAAACAUUCUCUUGUACAUGUUUUUGUCAAGUUAUUUGCUGAUACAGUAACGGGAACAAUGGACAUGGCCUGGUUUCCAGCGGUUUUGCGGCUCAGAUUUGUCCUUGACACAAUUUAGAUUUUAGACUCUUGUUUAUUGAUGAGGGAAAUGGGAAGCAGAAAAGCUGUUUAAUUGUUUUAAUCAGUUUGGUGAAUCUCUAUAACAAUUGCCGAACAAAUUAAUCAAAUGUUGUAUAAAGUACUAAAUGCUGAGCAGCUGGACUUUUGAUUGAUUCCUUAAAGCUCAUUUGACCUUGAUUCAUCUGAACUUGCCCAUUGGCACUGGAUCAUGGAUGGUUUGCUGGCUGGAACAAGGUGGAUCUAGCUAGUGCAACAAUGUAGCCUAAAACUAAAAGCUACGGAAGAAGUUCGUGGACCUGCCUGUUCCUCUGAUACUCUCGUUAUCAUCUUGGUAUACUCUCUUGUUAUACAUUAAUAUACGAUGCUUGAUGUGAGGAUUACCUGUGACUGAGAA